AGGAAGCAAGUAAAACGACGAAGUGGAAGCACAGAAUCUGGCAUUUGAAACAAAAACAAAGAUGUAGUAGCUAUCACUAUCGCAAUAGGGUCCACCACAUUCUUCUUUUUUCCUCCUCAAAUUUCCAUGUAUGUCAUGAUGCAUAUCGUGAAUCCUUUCACACAGACACACACACACUCUUCUUUUCUUCCAAACCCUCGCUCUAACCGGAGCCUUCGCCGCCCAUGUCGUCGCCUUUGCCCGCGAUUUCUCCCGCCACUAACUCCACCGCCUCUCCUCCGCCGUCGGCGACCUCUCCCGCCACUGUCUCCCCUCCUCCGCCUCCCGACGCCACCAAUGCCGCCGCUUCUCCGCCGGCGCCGGCGGUGGCCGCCACUCCGCCCAAUCAUGAUGACGGGAUGCCGAGGGGUACAUUGAACGGAAUAAUUAUAGGCGUCGUUUUAGGUUCGGUAGGUAUGCUUAUCAUUGGAGGUAUUUUCUUCUGUUUGUAUAGGAAUUGGAAAAGGAAGAGAGGCCACAACAAUAACUACUCGCAACCGCCACAACCCAAAGCUGACAUAGCUGGUGGCAUAGUUCAGCAUUGGCAAGACAGUGUUCCUCCAACGACAGAUGGUAAAGAAGGCUUGCCGCUCAAGCCUCCUACAGGGGCUUUAUUAAAUCCAAAACAGUCAUCUGCUGGUCUCCCCACACCUGCUGUGAAUUCUUCGAGCACUAGUAGUAGUUUGGGGUCUGAGAAGACAAAGCCAUACAUUUCCCCAUCUCCUGCCAUUUCCUUGGCGCUAUCUCAAAGCACUUUUACAUAUAAUGAAUUGACUAUGGCAACUGAUGGAUUCUCCAAAUCAAAUCUUCUUGGUCAAGGUGGUUUUGGCUAUGUCCACAAAGGAGUUCUCCCAAAUGGGAAAAUUGUUGCAGUCAAGCAGUUGAAAUCUGAGAGUAGACAGGGGGAGCGUGAGUUCCAUGCAGAAGUUGAGGUCAUUAGCCGUGUGCAUCACAGACAUCUUGUUUCCCUAGUUGGAUACUGCAUCUCAGACAGCCAGAGGAUGCUUGUCUAUGAGUAUGUGCCAAAUAAUACACUAGAAUUUCAUUUGCAUGGAAAGGACAUACCAUGUAUGGACUGGUCAACAAGGAUGAAGAUUUCUAUAGGGUCUGCAAAAGGAUUGGCAUAUCUGCAUGAGGAUUGUAAUCCCAAAAUCAUACACCGUGACAUCAAGGCAUCUAACAUCCUUAUUGAUGAUAGUUUUGAGGCUAAGGUUGCAGAUUUUGGACUUGCAAAAUUUUCAUCAGAUACAGAAACCCAUGUUUCUACUCGAGUGAUGGGAACUUUUGGAUACAUGGCUCCAGAAUAUGCUGCUAGUGGGAAACUCACUGAAAAGUCAGAUGUUUUUUCCUUUGGUGUUGUCCUCUUGGAGUUGAUUACUGGACGGAAACCUGUCGAUAAAACUCAACCCUUCAUAGACGACAGCAUGGUUGAAUGGGCAAGGCCUUUACUGUCCCAAGCUUUGGAAAAUGGAAACUUUAAUGGACUUGUUGAUCCAAGAUUGCAGACGAAUUACAACCUAGACGAGAUAAUCCGAAUGACUGCUUGUGCUGCAACUUGUGUGCGCCAUUCAGCCAGGCUCCGUCCUCGAAUGAGCCAGGUUGUUCGAGCUCUGGAAGGACAUAUUUCUCUAGAAGAUCUAAAUAAGGGGAGCACACCUGGACACAGCAGAGUUUUUGGUUCCUUUGAGAUUUCUGGUUAUGAUAGUGUCCAAUACUCAGAAGACCUAAAGAAGUUCAAGAAGCUGGCACUGGAAACCCAAGAGCAAGGCAUUAGUGAGUACAGUGGUCCUAGCAGCGAGUAUGGGCAACAUCCAUCCAUCUCGACCAGUUCCGGCCAGCAAAAUACGCAGGAAAUGGAAACGGGGAAUUUGAAGAGUAGCAACGGUGAUUCUGCGAUGAACUCUUGAUUGAUGAUUCCAACGUCUUGCAAAAUUGCGAUCCCAACGUCAGAUUGCUAGUGCACCCACGAGAUUGGUACAUAUAAUUUGUUGGUAUAUUUUACAGGUCCAAUGUAAGAAUCGGCUUGCACAGGAUGAAUAGUAGUUAGGGUUGUGUCCUUUUUUCCCCCCAUGAUUUUCAUUGUCUAACUUGUUUCACUAUUAAGAUUCCUGAAUUAUUUGAUACACGUGAAGCUUUGUAAGCUUGAUUCAUUCUUCAAAGCUGGGAAAUCCUGACAUUGGGAAUUAGAAGUGUUGAGGAUGAGAGUAUUCUGUAUUUAUUUGGUGAGCUUUGUGAUAAUGCAUAAUAUGAGCCUUCGCCUGGUGUUUAAGGCUAGUAUAGUAGCUACUCAGUUUUCUUCUUUGUAUGGGUUGGGGGGUUCAUAAGGUACACAAUAGCCGGCUUAUUUAGCCAGGAAUACCGAUAAGGUGUCAAUCAGGUUUUUUGCCUCCAAAGAGAACCGGUGUAGCAGCAAUCUUGGUGCGACCAAAGUACUUUUUAUUUAUUUAUUUUUAUGCUUUCUGGUC
Molecule: messenger RNA, 2504 nt
Organism: Cajanus cajan (pigeon pea)
Lineage: Eukaryota; Viridiplantae; Streptophyta; Magnoliopsida; Fabales; Fabaceae
Gene: PERK15
Product: Protein kinase superfamily protein
Biological process (GO): protein phosphorylation
Molecular function (GO): protein kinase activity; ATP binding
Source: RefSeq, a predicted model, not a curated record